Messenger RNA from Penicillium angulare, 654 nucleotides. Its product is annotated as thioredoxin peroxidase DOT5. Bases 1 to 654 code for a protein of 217 amino acids. Gene Ontology annotation, molecular function: thioredoxin peroxidase activity. The record is from RefSeq and is a predicted model, not a curated record. Lineage: Eukaryota; Fungi; Ascomycota; Eurotiomycetes; Eurotiales; Aspergillaceae. The transcript has 2 exons. Gene Ontology annotation, biological process: cellular response to oxidative stress; cell redox homeostasis. Gene Ontology annotation, cellular component: cytoplasm.
AUGGUUGAACUCCGCAAACGCAAAGCUCCCGCACCACCUCCCGUCGUGCAGAAGAAAACUAAAUCAGCUCCCAAGCCCAAGGAGACCAAGGAGCCUAAGGAAGCCGCCACCGUCACCAAAAAUGCCGAAGAACCAGCAGCAACAGUAAAGCUGCCCAAGGUUGAUGAAACCAUCGAUCUCGAGGGAUUCGGUGGAGAAAUUGAGACCAACGAUGGUACCAAGACCACCUUGAAGAAGCUUGUCGAAGAGAGCACCGCGGGUGUUGUUUUAUUUACCUACCCCAAGGCCUCAACUCCUGGUUGCACCAAGCAAGCGUGUUUGUUUCGCGACAACUACAAACAUCUUACCUCCACUGGUCUGACAAUUUAUGGUCUUUCGGCCGAUUCGCCAAAGGCAAACACUACAUUUCAAACUAAGCAGAAGCUGCCUUAUCCAUUGCUUUGUGAUCCCAGCGCGACCUUGAUUGCGGCUGUGGGACUUAAGAAGGCUCCUAAGGGUACUACUCGUGGUGUGUUUGCUGUUGAUAAGAAGGGCAAGGUUUUGCUUAGCGAGUCUGGUGGUCCUGAUGCUACUGUUGAUGCUGUUCAGAAGCUGAUUGCAUCUGUUCCUAAGGUGGACGGUGCAGAGGAAGACGGUACUGAUGAAGCCAAGUAA